Pectinophora gossypiella (pink bollworm) is the source of this 3712-nucleotide messenger RNA. It is a transcript of the gene MICU1, whose product is annotated as calcium uptake protein 1 homolog, mitochondrial-like. The transcript has 10 exons. Gene Ontology annotation, molecular function: calcium ion binding. Gene Ontology annotation, cellular component: uniplex complex. Gene Ontology annotation, biological process: calcium import into the mitochondrion; mitochondrial calcium ion homeostasis. The record is from RefSeq and is a predicted model, not a curated record. The coding region runs from base 199 to 1650 and encodes 483 amino acids. Lineage: Eukaryota; Metazoa; Arthropoda; Insecta; Lepidoptera; Gelechiidae.
AUAUCGGAAUUUGAAUGUCACAUUUGAGAUUUUGACAAAUAUUAGUUUAGACAGCUGACAGCUGAUUGAUGUUGAAGUUAUUGAGAAACAGGAAGAAAAUUGAGAAUUUUGUGCUGUUCCCGAAAUAUCUUUCCUUAGCUAAAAUAUAUUCCCAUGCACCAAUAUUCUUAGAAUAAAUUAUAUUAGUAUUCAGCCAAAAUGGCCGGCCUGCUCAAGUUACCGAGAAGAAUAGCUGCAGUGCGAAAUAUUGUGAAUGUUAGCGAUCCGUCCAAGUUCGCCGUUUCUACUGCAGCUAAUAAAUCAGUCGCCUUCCAACGCAGUUACAGUAGCGAUAAGAAAUAUAAUGAAGCCGAAAAUCUACGCAGGAACUCCUACAGAUAUUUAUGGUUCUCCCUUUUAGCAAGUGCUUCAGCCUAUGCUUCCUAUAAAAUCUGGUUAAGAUACCAAUUAUUUCCCUCUAUUACUGCUGCUGAAGAAAUUACUGAAACGGAUUCUGAAAGUGAAUCAGAUACGAAAAAGAAAAGAUAUAGAAAAGAAAAAAUUGGAUUCAGAGAUAGGAAGAUCAUCGAGUAUGAAAACCGCAUGCGCCAGUACUCAACCCCAGACAAGGUAUUUCGGUACUUCGCCACACUGCAGGCUCAACACCACGACCAACAUGAGGUGUUCAUGACUCCAGAUGACUUCCUUCGCUCCAUGACACCUGGUGUCAAACAACCUGAUGGGCUGGGGUUAGACCAGUACAGAAGAUACGAUCCGAAGAGUAUCAGCCAACGCCUCAAUUUGGAUCUAGACGAAGACUCUAUAUUUUACAAGCUCGGCUCUUCUGGACUCAUCACGUUUAGCGACUACAUCUUCCUGCUCACCGUGCUGUCAACAUCUCGUCGCCACUUCGAGAUCGCGUUCCGUAUGUUCGAUCUGAACGGCGACGGGGACGUGGACUGCGAAGAGUUCGAGAAGGUGGCCGCGCUGAUCCGGCAGCAGAGCAGCAUCGGCUCCCGGCACCGUGACCACGCCAACACUGGCAACACUUUUAAGGGUAUCAAUUCGGCUCUCACGACAUACUUCUUCGGACCCAAACUGAAUCAAAAGUUAACAAUUGAGAAAUUCUUGGACUUCCAACAACAGUUGCAGAAGGAAAUUUUGUCCUUGGAGUUCCAAAGAAAACAACCAGACGAAAAUGGCCGCAUCACCGAAGCAGAUUUCGCUGAGCUCUUGUUGGCGUACGCUGGCUACCCUGCCAAGAAAAAAUCGAGGAUGCUCAAACGUGUGAAGAAAGCAUUCAGAGACCACGGCAAAGGCAUAACAAAAGACGACUACCUCAAAUUCUUCCACCUGCUGAACAAUAUCAAUGACGUGGACACAGCAUUAACAUUCUACCACAUUGCCGGCGCGUCGAUAGACCAACCGACGUUGCGACACGUGGCCCGCACCGUGGCCCAUGUCGACCUGGAUCCGCACGUCAUCAACGUCGUCUUCACUAUAUUUGAUGAGAACAUGGACGGCCAGCUCAGCAACCGUGAGUUCGUGGCAGUGAUGAAGAACAGACUCCUCCGCGGCCUGGAGAAGCCUAAAGACACAGGGUUCGUCAAGUUGAUGUACUCCCUCAUCAAAUGUGCCAGAGACACCAAGCCGGCCAUAUUAGACUUUUAGACUACCGAGGUACGUAGGCAGCUACGAGGCUAAAUUAAAUUUAUUCUAUACAUACAUAGUUACCAACGGUCAUAGUAAAAAGACAACAGCAGUGCAAUUCUGUAAUGAACAACUUGGCUAUGAAUUCGUACUGAAAGUAAAUUAGUAAACUCGAUUGCGCUGCUAGCGCCACUGGCGACCGUGGCAGCAACAUGAAACUAUCUCAUAUAUAAAGGAUUUCUGAAUUAUAAAUAUGAGCACCGAAUAUAUAAGGUGACAUUUGAAUUAGUUUGUAAUCUAUGGGGUUAAAUAGGCCACAUUAAAGCAAUUCACAUAAAAAAAGCAUUAUUGCUAUUUGAUAUAUGUUGACAUUGCGCACUUUUAUAUGCGCUAAUGUCAAAUUGGAAUAUUGCUUUUUAGAUAAUUACUGUAACAAAAACCCGUGCACUCUUUCGGCUUCACUUUGAUAAAAGUGAUAUUACAAAUCGAAGUAAGUUGCAAGUUCGACUUCGGAUUUUAGGUUCUACUUUUUUUACUAUUGUGAGAUCGACGGCUAGUAUACUCCAUAUAAAAUAAUAGGCAUUUACAAGUAACGACAUUUAAAUAUUUUCAGUCAAAUAAUAUGAUAACAUUCGCUCAAAGAUACACUUGCCUACUGACGUAAUGAAGUAGUUAUAGAGAAUGGAGCAUAAAAUAUACUAUUAAACUUUCGGUCGAUUUUCAAGGCAUGAAAUCGAAGACGAAAUAUCUUCUCUCUCAAAAUUAUAACAAAAGCCACAAACAUCGAUAUUUCUACCAUUAUGUUUACCUUUGAAUAUCUUCUUUCGAUAUGCUUUAAAUAAAAAAUCAAUAUAUUAAUAUUAAAGAAAAUCUGUCCUAUGUCUGUUUGGGCUAAAUCUGUACAACGCCAUGUAUUUUUUCUUCGAGGAAGGUAGCCUAGAAGGUCCUUUAUUACACCAAUUUGCAAAUUUUGAAUGAGUGAAUCGGUAGAAAUGUCACCAAGGCGAAGCCGGUCGAGUCUUUAUUAGAAGUAAUAAAAAAAAAACAAUUUUGACAGACAGGAUUAUUUCGUGCCAAUUGCAUCAUUAUUGCUCUCUCUCUUUCUGGUCAUUUAUUGUAAAUAAAGUUAUAUAUUAUAAAUAUUGUGUCUUUAUUACAUUGAUUAGACUGAUAAUAUGUAAUAAAUAGAUUUUUUUAUUAUUAAUCUGAAUUUGUAUAAGUAAUAUAAGUAACAAAAUAGUCAAAAUUUAUUAAAAAAAAUAUUAUCAAUUUAAGAAUAUUUUCACAUAGUAUAAUAAAUAAAUCUUCCAUAAUUUUAUUUUUUUCUCCAAGAAUAUUAUAAGAGUAUGCACAAAAUGUAUAAUGCCGUACGUAGUACAUUUUUUUUAUUUUAAUUAAGAAUAUAUUAUUACAAUAGUACAAUUAAUUGCUUACCUCGAUUUAUGAUAAUAAAAUAAAAUAAUUUACGAAAUUAUACUGAGUGAUCUGAUCAACAUUAUUUUAUUUUAAGAAUGAGUUUUAAAUAGUUGUUUUUAUUAAAUAAACAGUCGCACAUAAUGUUAAAUAAGGGUAUAUUUUUCGUAUGUAAGUACUUUAAUAUUUCAAAUGUUGUUUUAUUUUGUAAAGUGUAUAUAAAGUUAUAAUGUUUCAUGGGUUUCGUUUCACUCAGAUUUUCACGGUAUCAUUAAAUUUUAACUUUCCCGUUUAUUCUAGAAUAUAAAAUUGACAGUAGCGCCAUAAGUACGUAUAAAAUAAGCCUAGCGGAGAAAACUAGCAACCUUUGACACUGUUUGACAUUUCCUAAUCCAAGUGACGUCACUGUAAUUUUAUAUUUAUUAUUCUGACAUGUAUUUAAAUAAUCGUUUUAGUCUUCAGGUUGGGUAAGCGGACCCUGUGAGAAACGGGAUAAUGCUAGGGAGAUGAUGACGUUUUUAAAUAAUAUAAAUCUCUAUAACAUGUUCAUCACAAGGAUUUUCAGCAUAAUCUCAAUAAUUUUAUUAAGCUCUAUGUUAUAUGACUUGUUUGAGUUAGUAAAAAUGUUUAUAUACUACUGUUUUAUUAAAUUAAAUGUUUUUAUUGUAAA